Messenger RNA from Stereum hirsutum FP-91666 SS1, 3144 nucleotides. Its product is annotated as ARM repeat-containing protein. Gene Ontology annotation, molecular function: cargo adaptor activity. Lineage: Eukaryota; Fungi; Basidiomycota; Agaricomycetes; Russulales; Stereaceae. Gene Ontology annotation, cellular component: AP-4 adaptor complex; membrane coat. Bases 1 to 3144 code for a protein of 1047 amino acids. The record is from RefSeq and is a predicted model, not a curated record. The transcript is spliced from 16 exons. Gene Ontology annotation, biological process: receptor-mediated endocytosis; intracellular protein transport.
AUGGACGUCCCAUUCAUCUCGUCCGGCGCGCUCAACACCAUACAUUAUGCACUUGUGCGGAAUGUUGAGGAGGCAGCAAGUCUACAAGAAGCCGACACGUAUUUGAUAACGGAAGUGGACUCCAUACGAGAGCGGUUGGCGCAUCCUGGAUUGACAACGAAACAAUGCAAAGAGUACCUCGUACUUCUCCUCUAUUGUUCCACGACCGUCUCUUCCACCCUUCUCGCUCAGCAGCUCGAAUUCGCGCUUCCACAUGCUGUCAACCUCGCCGCUGCGGGCUCGUCGAUACAUGAACGCAGGAUAGGAUAUUUGUUCUGCGCUGAGCUCAUGCCUUCAGACCAUGAACUCCAGUUGAUGCUGGUCAACACACUACGCAAGGAUCUUGAGAGCCCCCAAGUCCCUACGAUAUGCCUAGCGUUGGACCAUAUCAUACAGUGCCCGUCGUUCGACGUCAUUCCAGCAAUAUCAGCACGUCUACAUGCUCUGUUGUCACACAACUCCUUUCACAUUCGCCGUCGUACCCUGCUCUGCGUUAACGCUCUAUCCGCAUACGAUCCUUCCGUUCUCAACUGGUUAUCUCGCGAAAUUCCCAAGAGGCUCAAAGAUUCUGAAGGCCCGGUCGUCGGGGCAGCGUUGAGGGUCUGUCCCGCGUUGCACCAGCAUGGUCUCCUGCACGAUGCCGAGCUUAAGGGGUCCAUCAAGAUUCUGCAACGCGCAGCUCGAUCAGUAGCUGUGUCUGCUGUGGCGAGACAGUUGACCAAGGGGGUCCUAACGUUGCAUGCAUCUACGAAGAGCCCUGCGAAGGAAGUAAUCGAGGUCGCGUUGGGGCUCAUUCAAAGGAUGGCUUCGAAGGGGAUCUUUUCCUCUGGCAUUCUUCUCCAGUCAUUCCACCUCCUUCACGCCACACCAGUGGCCCUCCUCGCCUCCAUUCUUUCUCCACCCCAAACUCCAACAUCUAACUCGAAGCCCAUUCACCCAAUUUCCCAAAUACGCCUCCUCCUGGCCUCGCCAGAUCCAAAUGAUCAGUAUAUACUCCUCGCGUGUCUUGAGUGCUUAGAUCCUGUCUUGUGGGCUGGUAUCGGGAGUCCAGAGGCGGUUGGUGGUGAUGCAAGUAGUGGUUAUGGCCAUGUGGCUGGUGACACUGGCGCAGAGACGGAGUUGCUUGCUGGGGUGGAACCAGAUCCUCUGGCAGAAGACACGAAGGAGAAGGACGCCGCUGACGACGCAGUAGCGAACUUGGCGGGCCUCACUGCCGGGGGAAAUGCAGAUGAAGGGAAGGACGGGCCCACCGCCAUACCAAGCGUAUUGGAGCCGCUGGAGGUAGAGCGUAUGAUGGGAUUUCUGGAGGGUGUGGACGAAGGAGUCAGGAAGAAGACACUCCGAAUCCUCAACUCCAUCGACUCGUCCAUCCUCACCGCCUACCUCUCUCAAGCGACCUCUUUUCUCACCUCCACUAGAGAAUCUUCGCCCGCACCCUCCGAAUUGGCACCAUCCGACGCGGGAUCGCGUUCCCGUGGACCAUCCAGGCCGUCACUGGCAGACGUUGACGGAGCGACGCUUCGAAUCCUCGAUGUCGUGGAGGUCGUGGCAGGCGAAGAGGGAGAGGCGUAUGCCGGGUUGGUCAGUGAAGUUUUGAAUGCGAAUGGCGCGGGAGGAAGAGGUGGCGUGUUGCAGAGAUCAGUGGAGAAGGUGUUGACGAAGAUUCGGGAUGGCGACGAGAUGUUCGGUCUGAGCGUCGCCACCACCAUCCUUUCGCCACUCUCUGAGUCAGCUGACCCAAUACUCCCUUCAUCCGACGAUGAAAUCGCAGUACCGAGUGAACCCAUAUCGACACCGAGCCCAAGUAUAAUGGUCAUCGUCGCAGCACUUGCAUGCGAAUAUGCCGGAAGGAUCGCGAUUCCUCCUAAAGCUCUCCUUGAAGGCAUCGCGACCCGCAUGAAGGCAUAUAGUGCCUCGGUUCAAGAAGCAUGCGUCUUUGCCAUGUUGCGGCUCGUCGCGGAAUUGGAUGGUGACGAUGGGGAUGCAGGUGUACCGAAGGGUGUGGUAGAGAGGGUGAAGGAAAUGCGGAUGGGUACGGGAAGAUAUAUGUUUAGGAGAUACGACCAGUUUCUGAAAUUGAGCACGCAGAGAGAUACCCUGCGACAACUUGUAUCGAGUGCGAAAUCACAUUCCCUCCCCGAUUUUCUUCUCUCCGUAGAAUUUUACCUCCACAACCCUUCCUCCAUGAGCACGUCAUCAUUCAAGCACACCUCUUCAAAACCAGCCCACUCAUCACAACCUUCUCGUUCCACUUCAAGCCCUACCCACAACCCCAACCCACCCAGUCCAUCGGUAGGGUCCCUCAGCCCCACUAUGGCGGCUAGUAAACUUCGUUAUGCAGCUUACGACCCUCCGCCGGAUCCACGUCUGGGGCUAUCGAGAAGAGGGAUGACAAGAGAGGCGAAGUCGGACGAUGGAAGGGCGGACAGUCAUAUGAGUGGGAGGCGUGGAUUCAGUGCUGAUCAGCAGGGUGUUAUGACUGCGGGGGAGUUGGCCACUAUGGGGGGAAGUGUGGAGUUGACGAGGAUAGGAGGAACAGACCGGUCGGGCCACACCAAAAGUGCCACAAGGCAGCAGGAGACUCAUGCUUCACCGAGGAACGUUCAGCCGGUUGACCUGUUGGGUUCGCGUGCCGACCUCAUUUCCCUUGACUCGCCAUUUUUGACUGAUCCGCCGCACGAUGCACAAAGCGCCGCGAGCACGUCAACGUCAAACCCGAACCCAUUCCAACGAUCUACCUCCUCGUUCGCCUCCCUGGACGACUCCGAGUCCGACGCAAACGCAGCGAAAGGGUUCGAAUAUUCCUGGAACGAGCUUGAGAAGUUCUCGGCAAGAGGGUGGUGUGAAGUUCCGGUGGAUGGAAUCGUCCGCCGACUACAGGGAUUGAAACUUGACUAUCGUAUCUCAGUUCUAGCUGCUGAUCAGCUACCCUUCGAAGGCGAACUAAAAGUCCUCCUUUCGCGUGUGUUGAUGGAUGAGAAUUUGGGAAAGGGCCGCGGAGCACUGAGGCUGAGGGAGAGCGAGGAGGAGAGCUGUCUGUGGAGGUUGAGAUCGGACGACGAGCUGCUAUUGAGGGAUGUGAAAAAGGCGUUGAGUGAUGAAUGA